AAAAAUGAAAAAAGUGUAGUGUGAAGUUCUUUUUUGUGAAAGAUUUAAUAAAAAAAUGUAAAAUAGUUAAUAAAAUUACAUAGUUAUAGCUUAUUGCAAAAAGAAAUCGAUUAUAUAAAUUUUGUGGAAUUCCAAAAUAUUGCAAAUACUAAUGUCGUAUGAAUGAAAAAAUAAACAAAUAAAAAAGUAAAGAGUGAUACUUAAUGCAAGGAAGAAGGGUGGUGAAAAGACAACUUUUUUGUCUCCAAACAAGUCAUAUUUUUUGUGCUGAUAUUUUGAUAACAUUCAAAGGGGGCAUUGAGUUAAAAACUACCCCCUUUUAUAGAAAAAACACUAAAGUUUCCCCCUUUAAUUUAUCCGAUGGUGCGUAACAAAACCCAAUCAUCUUCAUCGUCUUCAUCAUCGGGCAAUGCCAGUAAUAGUAGCAGCACCAAAUCACCCAUACGUCAGAAUACCCAUCGUAAAUCGUCCAGUACUUGUAGUGUAGCUUUAAUAGAUGAUGUCAAACCCUCCACAUCCUCUGCCCGUCGUUCGCCUAACUCAUCACCAGAUGAUGACACUGACGAUUAUGACACUACACCCGUAACCCAAAGAUCAGCCUUUGGUUCGGUACAUAAACAAAACCUCUACGUUGUUUCAUUUCCCAUCAUAUUCCUGUUCAACAUACUACGUACGCUAAUCUAUCAGCUGUUUUGUAUAUUUCGUUAUUUGUACGGAGCCAGCACCAAAGUCAUUUAUCGUCCACACAAACGCGAAUGUAAUAUAGAAAUUGUUGUUGGUUCUUCCUCAUCGUCAGGUACAACACAAAAUUCCACUUUAACAACUGUGACAUCGAAAGAUAGACAUCAACUGCUUGAGCAGGCGCACAACGUAACUUCAACUGCAAUUGCACCGUAUCCACUUAUUGGCUCACAACGCAUACGUCCGCAACAACAAUUGGAAAUGUUUAAUCGUAAUAAUGCCAUCGCCUCAGGACCCGGUCCCGGUCCCGGUGAUCCAUUGUUGGCUAAACAGAAACAUCAUCAUCGUCGUGCUUUCGAAUAUAUUUCAAAGGCCUUGAAAAUUGACGAAGAAAACGAAGGCCACAAAGAACUAGCAAUCGAAUUAUAUCGUAAAGGAAUUAAAGAAUUGGAAGAUGGCAUUGCCGUUGACUGCUGGAGUGGCAGAGGGGAAGUUUGGGAACGUGCCCAACGUUUACAUGAUAAAAUGCAAACAAAUCUUUCCAUGGCUAGAGAUCGUUUACAUUUUCUAGAGUUGCGUGACGAACAAUUACGUUUGGAACAACUGCAUCUGAAAGAUGAAAAAGAACAAAAGGCAAAGCCAAUUGCAAAUCGUCCCAAUUUGAAAUAUAGAAAAACUACUACUCCAACUUCUACAGCAAAAUCUUCAAAUAUACAAAUUGUGCAACCCAUGCAAUUAGAUUCUAAUAGUAGUCCAACUACAAUACCAAUGGUUCGUACAAAUAAUACGACUAAGUUACGCAGCAUAGCUGCACAUAAUUUAAGAAAUAAUAAUAAUCCAAAUACAACUACUACCUCCUCAACUAGUACGGGGUCAUCUGCAGCAGCUUCUGGUCGCAAACUGACCGUUAGUUCUAAACGACCCGGUAAUUUGGCAGUUGCAAAUAAAUCCCAAACUUUACCACGUAAUUUGGGUUCGAAAAAUGCAAUAGCUAGUGUGCCACGCAUAAAAACUGCCGCUACACCACCCGCUGUACGCAGACAGUUUUCGUCCGGACGCAAUACACCUCCUCAACGAUCACGUACACCUAUCAGCGGUAUUGGCAGUGGACAAUCAAAUAGUGGUUCCAACACGCCUAGUGUUAGUGUUAAAGGUGUUGAACAGAAAUUAGUUCAAAUAAUACUCGAUGAAAUAGUCGAGGGUGGCGCUAAAGUUGAAUGGAGCGAUAUUGCUGGUCAAGAGGUUGCCAAACAGGCAUUACAGGAAAUGGUUAUUCUGCCAGCUGUACGACCAGAGUUAUUUACAGGUUUACGCGCUCCUGCUAAAGGUCUUUUACUUUUCGGUCCGCCAGGUAAUGGCAAAACUUUACUGGCACGUGCAGUAGCUACCGAAUGUAGUGCUACAUUCCUAAACAUUUCGGCAGCUUCUCUAACUAGCAAAUACGUGGGUGAUGGUGAGAAAUUAGUUAGAGCUCUCUUUGCGGUGGCCAGAGAAAUGCAACCGUCUAUAAUAUUCAUCGAUGAAGUUGAUUCUUUGCUCUCAGAACGUAGCAGUAAUGAACAUGAAGCUUCCAGACGUUUAAAAACAGAAUUUCUGGUUGAAUUUGAUGGUCUGCCAGGUAAUCCUGAUGGUGAUCGUAUUGUUGUUUUAGCAGCCACUAAUCGGCCACAGGAAUUAGAUGAGGCUGCUCUAAGAAGAUUUACGAAACGCGUUUAUGUCGCAUUGCCCGAUAUAGAGACUCGUGAAUUGUUAUUGCGACGUUUAUUACAAAAACAAGGUAGUCCUCUUGAUACGGACGCUCUUAAACGUCUGGCUAAGCUAACCGAAGGCUAUUCCGGUUCAGAUUUAACCGCUCUAGCUAAAGAUGCAGCUCUAGAACCAAUACGGGAAUUAGAUGUUGAACAGGUUAAAUGUUUGGACAUCAGUGCUAUGCGUCCUAUAACAGAAAAUGAUUUUCAUAAUUCCCUUAAGCGUAUACGUCGUUCGGUGGCACCGCAAAGUUUAACAUCUUAUGAAAAAUGGUCUCAAGAAUAUGGUGAUAUUACCAUAUAAAGUAUAAAAGAAAACUAUAUCUUAACACUCACUUUAACACCAAAACACAUACACACUCAAAUACACAAACAACAUGAAAAUACUCCACCACUAUUAACUACACAUUUAUUUAGGAUAUUUAAAUUCAUAUUAUGUUUAACAACUAUAUAAAUAUAUGAUUUUAUUCCUUACAUUAUUUAAUUAAUCUAUCACUACUACAGCAGAAACAAAUAUGUAACCACCACCACCUUCACCGUACUACUCCUCUAACCCUCCAAAAAAAAAAAAUGCAUAAAACAUCCUGCUCAUAUUUAAUUUCAACAAGCACAGAGAGCGAGUGAUAUUGUAUGGCAGUUGCAUUCUAAGGAGUUUAUUUAUAUGUGAGUGUAUCCCAAUUUCUUUUUUAUAUUUUUAUACUUUAGGUAAAUUAGUUUUAGUUUUAAUUUUGUUGUUGUCUCUUUGAUUUUUGUAAAAUAUACACACACACAUCAUGAUUCUAUUCUAUUGAUUUCAAUAGUCCUAUUAAAUGUUUCAUUUCCUAUAGACUUUACAAUUUAUGUGUGUUCUCUAUAAUCUAAUAGUUUCAUAGAGUGUUUUCUUUAAAUUUCAUUACAUUAAAAAAAUCACAAAAGUGCCCUUCGAAUAAUUUGAAAUUAAAAAUUUGUAUUUCUUGUUACAUUUCACCAAAAGAAACUUUUAACAUUUAAGGGCUUUAACAUUAACUUUAAAAUAUUGUUAUGAAAUCAUGUUUUUCUCAUGCUCUCAUAUUUCUCUCACUAGUUAGUGUAAGUUUUCCCUCCUGUAUUUUUCAUGUAAUUACAAGUUUAUGACAUUUAAGUUAAUUACAUUAAUUUGAGAUUUGUUUUAAAAUUUCACUACUAUUUUUUUAUAUUAUAAAAAAUCGUUGCCAUUUUUGAUAAAAAGAAACUUGUAAACUUUAAACAAAAAUGCUUAAUGUUCAAAUAUUAUUAUUUUUGUUUUGCUUAUAAAAUUAUUUUUAAAUCUAAUCAAACUAUUAAGUAAUAUAUAUAACAAACACUCUUCUGUUUUCAUUAUAUAAAGCCUUUAAAUAUCCUUUAAACUAUUUUGUAUGAUCUAUAACUUAUUUGAAAAUAGUACAGGUUUAUGUUUAUGAUUUAUCUUUAAUAUUUAGAAUAAACUAUUUUUGUAUAAAUUAAACUUUACCUCUUUGGCAAUAAAAUAGUUUUUCUAAAUUUAAAAAUUUUUUUAUUACAAAAUUUAUUAAACAAAUAAUGAAAAUCACUUAUUGUAUUUAUUUUAUUGUUUCUUCUACCUGAUGACAAGGGAAUGCUAUUUUAUCUUCAUUUUUUACAUCCGAGUCCCUUAGGCCAUAUAUGAUUUAUAUAUAAACAAAUAUUUCGGUGCUUGCAAACCUAAAUCUAAUUGUUUUAUUUAAAUAACGUGGUUAAUUUCCAUAACACUAUUUGAAGUUAAAAAAAAACGUUCAAACUUAAAUUUAUCAUUUUGAACAAAUUUAUAAUUCCAUUCACUCAAAUGAAAUCCUACUACAUAUUUAUAUACAAACAUGGAAAAUUUAGUAUAAGUAUGGAAAAUUUAGUAUUUUAGUACAUUUUUUAGUACUUUAGUACCCUCACGGCAUAUGAAGUACAUUUUUAUGUAAUAAAAUUUGUUUACUAAUCAAUGGACUAAUAGGAUUAGUCAAUAGACUACACUGAAAAUAAUCCAUGCCUAAUAUACAC
This is a messenger RNA of Lucilia sericata (common green bottle fly), 4433 nucleotides long. It is a transcript of the gene spas, whose product is annotated as spastin. The coding region runs from base 361 to 2733 and encodes 790 amino acids. The record is from RefSeq and is a predicted model, not a curated record. Gene Ontology annotation, cellular component: microtubule cytoskeleton. The transcript is spliced from 6 exons. Gene Ontology annotation, molecular function: microtubule severing ATPase activity; ATP binding; ATP hydrolysis activity. NCBI's taxonomy places the organism in Eukaryota, Metazoa, Arthropoda, Insecta, Diptera, Calliphoridae.